Molecule: messenger RNA, 2091 nt
Organism: Lolium rigidum
Lineage: Eukaryota; Viridiplantae; Streptophyta; Magnoliopsida; Poales; Poaceae
Product: probable metal-nicotianamine transporter YSL7
Exons: 1
Coding region: 1-2091 (696 amino acids)
Cellular component (GO): membrane
Molecular function (GO): oligopeptide transmembrane transporter activity
Source: RefSeq, a predicted model, not a curated record
AUGGAGUCGGUGUGUGAUCUCCAGGAAGGCAUGUCGACGGAGCGCGCGUACGAGGCGGAGCCCGUGCCGUCCUUGUCGGAGACUAUCACGGUGCGGUCGCUGGCGGUGAGCUUGGUCCUGGCGGUGACGCUGACGGUGGUGGCCAUGAAGAUCAGCCUCAACUCGGGGUUCCUCCCGUCGCUGAGCAUCCCGGCGUGUCUGCUGGGAUUCUACCUGUCGCGCGCGCUGAUCCGCAUGCUGGACUACCUGGAGGUGUCGCACCUGCCCUUCACUCGGCAGGAGAACACGGUGAUCCAGACGUGCGUGGUGGCCUGCACCAACAUCGCGUUCUCGGGCGGGUUCGGGACCUUCCUCCUGGCGAUGGGCGGGAGCUCGGCGGGAGUCAGCAUGAAGCACGACAACAACAUCGAGGAGCCGGGCAUCAUCCGCAUGGUGGGGUUCCUGUUCCUGGUGAGCUUCGCCGGCAUAUUCAUCAUCAUGCCCUUCAGGAAGGUGAUGGUCAUCCGGCACCAGCUGACGUUCCCCAGCGGCACGGCCACAGCGCACCUCAUCAACAGCUUCAACACACCGCAGGGCGCCACCCAGGCCAAGAUCCAGGUGGAGAUGCUCUUCAGGUCCCUCGGAGGGUCCUUGGUCUGGUCCAUCUUCCAGUGGUUCUUCUCCGCCGGGAGGAGUUGCGGCUUCAGGGUGUUCCCCACGUUCGGGAUGCAAGCCUACAGGCAUGGCUUCUUCUUCGACUUCUCCAUGACCAAUGUGGGGGUUGGCAUGAUCUGCCCCUACAUGAUCACCAUCUCCAUGCUCGUCGGGUCGCUUGUCUCCUGGGGGAUCCUCUGGCCUUACAUCGAGACCAAGGAGGGCGACUGGUACCCUCGCAACAUUGGCCAGGGCAGCCUCAGUGGCAUCAAGGGAUACAAGGUGUUCGUCGGCGUGUCGAUGAUCCUCGCCGACGGCCUGUUCAACUUCCUCACCAUCAUGUUCCGGACAUCGCGCACCAUGGCUAAACGCCGCAGCCAACCGCCGGUGCUGGCGUCGCAGGGAAACACGCAGCCGUUCCAGUGCCUGAACGCCGGAAGCAACGGCGGGGCCAUGGACAUGGAGCAGCAGACCACGACCGCCAAGAGCUUCGACGAGCGCCGCCGGGCGCAGGUGUUCCUCAGGGACCAGAUACCCAACAUGGUCACCAUCGGCGUCUACGUCCUCCUCGCCACCGUCUCCACUUUAGUCAUCCCACUGCUGUACCGGCAACUGAAAUACUACCACGUUGCGCUCGUCUACAUCGCGGCGCCCCUCUUCACCUUCUGCAACGCCUACGGCUACGGCAUCACGGACAUGAACCUGUCGAGCACCUACGCCAAGAUCGCCAUGAUGGUGUUCGGCUCGUGGGUCGGGAUCAAGGACGGCGGCGUGGUGGCUGGGCUCGUCGCGUGCGGGAUCAUGAUGUGCACGCUCACCAACGGCGGAGAUGUCAUGCAGGACCUCAAGACCGGGUACCUCACGCUCACCUCGCCGCGCGCCGUGCUCAUCAGCGAGCUGGUUGGCACCACCCUCGGCUGCAUCAUCAACCCCAUCGUCUUCUGGAUAUUCUACAAGGUGUACAAGACGGGAGGCGCCGGCGGCGGCGACAUCCCCGACGUGCCAUACGCCAGGGUGUACCGCGGCAUGGCUAUGCUGAGCGUUGGCCAGGAAGGGCUCCCGAAGCACAGCAUGCUCCUCGCCAAGGUCUUCUUCCUGCUCGCGCUGGCCUUGUGCCUGGUCCGGGAGGUGGCCAGCCGACAGAGCUGGCCCAUGCGGCGGUAUAUCCCGAGCACCGUCGCCAUGGCCAUCGCCUUCUUCGUGCCGCCAGACAUGCCGAUCGGGAUGUGCAUUGGGAGCGUGGUGCUGUACAUGUGGGAGCGCAUGGACCCUCGCGGGGAGCGGAUGCUGUCGCCGGCGGUGGCGUCUGGGCUCAUCUGCGGUGAUGGGCUCGGCUCGCUCGUGUCGUCGUUGCUCACGCUGACCAAGGCGACGGGGCCGAUCUGCAUCAAGUUCUUGUCCCGAGGUGACAAUGAGAAGUUGGAUGCCUUCUUGGCGACAUUGCCCGCGAAAACAUAG